Molecule: messenger RNA, 4286 nt
Organism: Sardina pilchardus (European sardine)
Lineage: Eukaryota; Metazoa; Chordata; Actinopteri; Clupeiformes; Clupeidae
Gene: b4galt1l
Product: DP-Gal:betaGlcNAc beta 1,4- galactosyltransferase, polypeptide 1, like
Exons: 6
Coding region: 729-1805 (358 amino acids)
Biological process (GO): carbohydrate metabolic process; protein N-linked glycosylation
Cellular component (GO): Golgi apparatus
Molecular function (GO): beta-N-acetylglucosaminylglycopeptide beta-1,4-galactosyltransferase activity; cytoskeletal protein binding
Source: RefSeq, a predicted model, not a curated record
CAGGUCGGCAGAAAUAUGAGCAUGACUCGCGUCACAAGUCAGAGGAUUUCGAGAGGAAGUCGGGAUUUGAAGAAAUAUAGCAAAUAAUUAACCGGGAGACACAGUUGUAUUUGACGUGUGUUUGAAAUUUGUCAUCAUAUGACAAAUAGGCUGGGCUAUUGCUACAAUGUAACAUUUAUGGCUGUCUAAUGUUAGUUGAUGAACUAACUCGUUAGCGGAUGUGCAGAUCUGACCUGGCUUGUUGAAGAAGACGCCGUUUACCACAGAGAAGCGUUAGCCAGCUAGCUAGUUUCCAGUAACUUUUUGAUGUGGUCUUACUCUUGUUAAGACUAAUACCUUCUAUUGAGGAAUAUCGUUAACGGGAGAAAGUUUGGGGACUGAAUCGGAUUUUUCUAGGUGUGACUGUACAUUGAAAAUGCCAAGGACGUUACCUGUUUCUGCCUGAAAAAGUCAUGGAAGUAACAGUACAAGUCGCUUGAAAAGUUUCCUCGAGCGAAAAUGAGACAUACGUGGGUUAGCGGGGGUUGCUACGUUAGGUAGCAAGAUUGCGAAGGCAACGUUAGCUCUCUUGGCACGGGGCUAAUAUUUGACUUGUGAAGUUAGACUGACAUGUUCACUUGUCGAAAGAAUAACGGUAUUAGGUCGAUAGCAUUUUAGGCGUUGGUACUUCAGCCGAUUUAACGGCGAGUUUCUUGGUGUAGUUAGAUAGGAUUAAAUUGUCUUAAAUUAUGCGCGAUUCAAACUCGAAUUUCGGUGUUCUUCACAGAACGUGCAAAUUGCUUGUCUUAUUCUGCUUCGUGUACAUAUCUGCCACUUUAGUUUACUAUGCCAAGUCCGUUAACUUUCGACUCGCAUUUCUGCAGAAUCAUCAAAGUCAUAUUAAAACAGAGCAUAAAUUCGAGGCGAAAGACGAUGGUGCGUCUGAGUAUAUAGUCACACUAGGGUCCAAUAUCUCCGAGCCCUCCGAGCCGGGGCACAAGACUCUGGGACAGUGCCCCGACCCCUCGCCUCUUCUGGUGGGGCCAUUGCGGAUCGAGUUCUCGUCUCCGGUGAGCCUGGAGACGGUGCGGCAUGAGAACGCUGCGCUGCGUGAGGGGGGGCGCUACUCGCCGCCGGACUGUGUGGCGCUGCAGAAGGUAGCCAUCAUCAUCCCGUUCCGCAGUCGCGACGAGCACCUCAAGUUCUGGCUCUACUACCUGCACCCCAUCCUGCGCAGGCAACAGCUAGACUACGGCGUCUACAUCAUCAAUCAGGCAGGUGAUGAGACGUUUAACCGGGCGAAGCUGCUGAACGUGGGCUAUGUGGAGGCGCUGAAGGAGUACGACUACGACUGCUUCGUGUUCAGCGACGUGGACCUCAUCCCCAUGGACGACCGCAACAUCUACCGCUGCUACAGCCAGCCCAGACACCUGUCCGUCUCCAUGGACAAGUUCGGCUUCAGGUUGCCAUAUAAUCAGUACUUUGGAGGUGUAUCGUCCAUGAGCAAGGAGCAGUUCCUCAAGAUCAACGGCUUCCCCAAUAACUAUUGGGGGUGGGGGGGGGAGGAUGACGACAUCUAUAACAGGUUGAGUUCCAAGGGCAUGUCUAUAUCUCGGCCCAGCGGAGCCAUUGGGAAAUGCCGCAUGAUUCGCCACGACAGGGACAAGAAGAAUGACCCUAACCCACAGAGGUUCGACCGCAUCGCCCACACUCGGGACACAAUGCACAAAGACGGCAUCAACUCUCUGUCCUACAGCGUGGUGAAAGUGGAGAAGGACCUGCUCUACACCAAGAUCACCGUGGACGUGGGGAAGCCUACCAAAUAAUACACACACACACACGCACACACACACACACACACACACACACACACGGAGGACCAUAUGCCUCCCUGUGAAUGUUCUAAUCCAAGGUGCCUUGCUCGUGUGAGAGUGAAACAGUGGACUGAAGUAUGACCAAGCGUGGACCGCGACGGUGUGUGUGUGAGCGUGGAAUGCAACAGCGUGUGUGUGUAUGAGUGUGUGAUUUUGUAACGCCUAGACACACUCUCAGCGGGACACUGGACGCUCCUGAGGCAUCGUGACCUCCGAACUCUGACCUUUGCACAUAUGACUUUGACUUGAAAGAUGGGAUGUGCGCUUCUCCUCCCAAUAAGUUUGUGUGUGUUUGUGUGUGAGGGGGGUUUUCCUCUUUACUGAAAGUAAUAAUUUGUUCAGCCACGCUGACAUGAGCCAUUGACACACACACACACACACACACACACACACAUACAUACACACACACACACACACACCUGCCAACUGUGUGUGUGUGUGUGUCUGCUGGCAGUGCAUGUGCCUUUCUUUUACCUUUCUGUCCACUGCCAGUGGCAGGUGUGUGUGUGUGUGUGUGUGUGUGUGUGUCCAAGUGUCCAAGUGUCCUUUGUAGCCCACAGUGUCUGUUAAGCCACAGGAUGGCCAGGUUCCUGCUCCGGGCAGGUGAGACGGAUGGGAAGGUCAGUCAGAGAGGGGUGGGGAGAGGACAGCACUUCUCCCUCUCAAACCAAAGUGCCUCAACUCCUCUCCGACCUAUAGCUGUUAAACACGCUCUCUCUCUCUCUCUCUCUCUCUCUCUCUCUCUCUCUCUCUCUCUCUCUCUCUCUCUCUCUCUCUCUCUCUCUCUCUCUCUCCCCCCCUCUGUCCGUCUCUGUAAAAGAGCCCACCUCAGCACAUAAUGGAACGGAGGGGGGUCCAUGUUACUGGUCUUUAAUUGUUUGUUCUUACAACAUGCCUCCCAGCCAAGUGUGUGUGUGUGUGUGUGUGUUUUGAUAAGCACAGCAACUGGCUAGCUGCUGAAGGCUAGCAGUGGUAUGUGUAAACAAGGCACAAAGUCCACGUGACCCGCAAAGUGUGUGUGUGCAGACUUGCGGAGUCUCUUUUUUAUUAUUUUCAGGGUUUUUGCCCAUAAGCCAAUCAGCUGCCUCAGCCACACACUCACACACUCUCUCUCUCACACACACACACACACACGCACUCGCUCGCACACACUAAUAAAAACACUUACCACCAACCUCCUGCUGAAGCCAUAUGCUGUAGUUCUGCAGAGAGCACGCUCGCCAAACAAACACGACCUUCAGAGAUUUUGUGUGUGUGUGUGUGUGUGUGUGUAUGCGCACAUGUGCUGCCCCUGUGGAGAAGUCCAGCUGAACCAGACUUUUGAAUGUAACAUUGCUUGUGUGUGUGUGUGUGUGUGUGGACAGGAUGUACAGAAUCUUUACGAAUCUUCACUUUUCCAGAUGCCCAGUCAUUACUUCACCAGAUCUGGCUGCUACAACUCUCUCUAGACCCAUAAACACACGCACACACACACACAAGGCCCACUGGAAAAGUUAUGCUGGAUCUGGACAGUCACACACAGACACACACACACACACACAUCUAACCAGCUCUGAGAAGUAUGCUUCUUUUUGCUGACAUGCAGACUUAUCUUGAUGAGAGGUUUGUACCUGUUUAGGUAGAAGCCACUCAUUCACAUUCACACACGCACACACACACGCGCAUGCACGCACAUACACACACGCACGUUGGCCUGGAGUGGUUUGGCUGGAGUGAAGUUUUUGUUCUUGUAAAUGUUCCAAUUUGGGCUGAUGAGCCUGAGGACAAGGGCUUUAUCUAAUGCCUGCACGUUUGAGUAUGUGUGUGUGUGUGUGUGUGUGUGUGUGUGUGUGUGUGUGUGUGUGAGAGAGAGGAGCACGGAGGUGAUGAGAUAUUGUGCUCCAAGGCGGAGGAAGCUGGCUUAUCUGCGUUGUGUGUGUGUGUGUGUGUGUGUGUGUGUGUGUGUGUGUGUGUGUGUGUGUGUGUGUGUGUGAGAGAGAGAGGAGCACGGAGGUGAUGAGAUAUUGUGCUCCAAGGCGGAGGAAGCUGGCUUAUCUGCGUUGUGUGUGUGUGUGUGUGUGUGUGUGUGUGUGUGUGUGUGUGUGUGUGUGUGUGUGUGUGUGUGUGUGUGUGUGUGUGUGUGUGUGUGUGUGUGUGUGUGUGUGUGUGUGUGUGUGUGUGUGUGUGUGUGUGUGUGUGUGUGCGUGCUCUGAGGCCGUGGUAGCUGGGUUAUCUGCACGCUCCUCGGACGCCACUCCUGACCAGUUCUCCAGUGCUGCCCGGAACCGUCGCCCGGACUGGACGGAAUGUCUGGACGGUGGUGGCCCUCCGGUGUGUUGGUCUCACUCUGGUUCCUAUCAAAAGUGCUGAGUAUCUGAUUGCUGUAUUUGAACAUGAAUCCAAAUCAUUGUUAAAGAUUAUAAUUUGUUUUGAAAUAAAGAUAUUUGAUUGUAA